Messenger RNA from Trichomonas vaginalis G3, 612 nucleotides. RefSeq lists its product as uncharacterized. The record is from RefSeq and is a predicted model, not a curated record. NCBI's taxonomy places the organism in Eukaryota, Parabasalia, Trichomonadida, Trichomonadidae. The transcript has a single exon. The coding region runs from base 1 to 612 and encodes 203 amino acids.
AUGCUUUCAAUCCUCUUAUCUUUUGCAACUUCGAUUGAAUCAAUGAAGUUCGAUUCAUAUUUCAAAACAUAUCACAUAUUAUCCAUUUUUGGUCAGAGUGCUUUUGAUAUUAACUCUGAUUUAUUCCGUUCAAAAAUAUUUAUCAAUCAAUUCCGUGGAAACGAGACAAAAUACAUCCAAUUCGAACCACAACAUCCAGUUUUUGGUAUGUUCCUUCGUAUUGAAACACCAGAACCAAAUAUAUUUUCGGUUAUUGAUAAUGAUAACUCAACAUUGUUUGAAAUUGACUACAAAGAAGUAGACAGCCACUCACUCCUUAUUCGUGGUGCUAAACCAGGCAAUUCUACUUUGACAGGAACAAUAUCUUAUGAUACUCCUUCUUUAUUAACAUUCACAUUCGCCAACACAGAUAAAUCAGUUUUAAUGCGUAUCACACCAGAGAAAGAGCUUACAAAAUUGCAACUUCUUACUAAAUUAACUCCAGCUAUUUGCAUUUUGUUCUUCUACGGCUUUGGCCGUCAAUACAGACGUAGAUUCUGGAGCCAGUUCAACAGAAUGAAUACUGCUACACUCCAGAGACAUAUUAACCAAGCUGGAAAAGCAGAAAAAUAA